ACCUCUAUAUAAACCUGCUGCUAACUCCAUCCCCUCAUAUUCUUCUUCCUAAAACAGAUAUGUACAACUCGCACUGAAACGUACGUCGAGACAAGCAGUGACGCAGGAUGUUCGUCUAUCGUCGAAAGGAUCUCCCUCCUGACCCCGUCUUCCCAGCUAAUCUAGAGAAGCUUGGGUACUUUGUGAAUGACAAGGACCAGAUCAGGAAGAUAACCCGCCCUAAUGAGGAGUUUCAGUUCAAAAUAAAUAGGAACCCUCGAUGGAAUGAGGCACAGAGAGAAGCUAUGAAUGCAUGCAUUCGCGACAUCGUGUCCGGUCGACUGCAUGACCUAGGUUUCAGAACGAUCAGACUUCCCCUUUCAACCCCCGUCGAUGAACCACACGUCCCAAUUCUCGUAUCGAAGAACCUUGCAACAGCGUCCAGAGUCGUGGUCGUAUUCGGAGAGUCUAUUCAAGACAUAGGCGUCUGGGCUUACCGGAGUAUUGGCACAGACGGCAUUGACCAAGGCUCCGCAGUUGCUUUCGCGAGGGCCAUUCUUGAAAAGAACAAGAAUAAUUCCACACCUAAAGACCAGGAAGAUGUUGCUAUUGUACUGGCGAAUACGGGCCAGUUGACCUGGCAUUGUGCUUCCCGUCGAGCGGUUACGCAGGCGACUUGGCUUUCUAUGCCUCGACAUUCAGCCGUUGAAGGGCCACCGACCACGACACGUCGGAACAAGAUCCCUCGUAAUGGCAACUGGCAGGAGCAUGUUACAUGCGUGUUUGAGGAUAUUCUGGCGGCCCGUGGGGAUAUCUUGAGUGAGAAGGCUAAGAUUGACAUCGUCGGUGUGGCCGAGGGGGGUUUGGGGGCAAUUCGCUACUUGGCAAACAAUUGGGAGACUUGGAAAGACCAUGUAUCCGCCAUCUGCCUCCCAAGUCCCCUUCAUCUGAGGGACACUGACCUACUCCCCGAGUCUCCGGAAACUGAUGAAGAUAAAGACAUCACCUCAUAUACAUUUCCUGCCUUCAUUUCCUCGCGUUGCCGUGCCUAUGUUCUCUCUGACCAACCCCUUGAUGCUCCCGUCUCGGGGUUCCACGAAUACGGCUGCAACUGCUACUCCUCCAACGAGGCGUUGAAUAUGGAGUGCAUCAUGCCAAUGGCUUGGAAAGGUGUUAUUGAAUGGCUGGACAAAGUGCACGCGGACCCGGACUAUGCCGAACCUCAUCUGAUCAUCAAGGAGAUGAACGGUAAUGGUGCAGAACACGCCGUGGUUGAAGAGGUAAAGUGAUUGCUGGGGGGUUGGUAUGAGGGGUACGAAGGCACUAUGGGUAAUUUCUCGUUUCCUAUGUUUCCCCCUUCCUCCUGGCGCUUUCAAUCAAAAGCCCAUGGAAUCCUAACACUUUUUUUUUUCCAUUAUUAAGGCUAGGGCUUAUUUGCUAUUUAAGAAGAAUGAAACACUCAAUCUUUGCUUAGAUAAGAGAUUC
Molecule: messenger RNA, 1464 nt
Organism: Monascus purpureus
Lineage: Eukaryota; Fungi; Ascomycota; Eurotiomycetes; Eurotiales; Aspergillaceae
Source: the annotation of a GenBank genome assembly